Messenger RNA from Sardina pilchardus (European sardine), 1543 nucleotides. RefSeq lists its product as uncharacterized. Lineage: Eukaryota; Metazoa; Chordata; Actinopteri; Clupeiformes; Clupeidae. The record is from RefSeq and is a predicted model, not a curated record. The transcript is spliced from 4 exons. Bases 307 to 1227 code for a protein of 306 amino acids.
GUGAGUUGACCUGUAGGCUAAAUAUCCUCCUGGUAGAGGCUAUAGGCUAGGCCUCCGCUUUGUCCAAGACAAGUUUGUCCGAGUUAAAAUAUAGGCCCUCAAUGUCAUGUCUGUUGAAAAGGGCUUCAGAGAGAAGACCUCAUGUCUUGACUCCCUACUCAAAUCGCACAAUCAGUCACCCAACGUUCAUGCCGAUUUGUCAAGAGCCUCUGCGGAGGUGGUCGUCUACUCCACCAGGUGAGAGCUGAGGUUGGGCUGGUAAAGCCUGCAGCGGCCUAGGCCUACACUCAAGCCACAUUGCCAGUGAUGACCCCCUUGGACUUCUACUAUACUGACCCCACCCUGCCCCCAGGUCACCGGGUGCCCAAUAUUGUCACGAAGUUUGAGGCCAUUGAGAAGUUCCAGCUCAACACUCCGCCACCAAUCAUGUCCUCUCAGCUGGCUCCCCGUGUCCAACCAGACCCUUUUCUCAGUGGCGCCCACCCAACCCGCGACCUCGGCACCCGGUCAUGGACCCUCGACCUCUGCCGCCGUCCCCAGCCCUACAUGACCCGACCUCAAGCCAAAGGGACCCUGGAGGUCAUUCAGAUGUCGCAGGCGGAAGAUGAAGCCAUCACAUCUCUUCUGCUUCUCCGCCACAGCAGCAUCGGUGCAACGAGCCAGCGAGACGAGGUCAAGAGGUUGCCGUCUCCAGGGAUCGUGGCUCAGGGUCAACAGUUUCCCGGUCGGUCUCCCUCAGCUGGCGUCUGCAGUCAAAGCGGAGACGCCGUAUCAACAAGGUCGGGCAGAGCUCCCGAAUCAUCCUCGUCGAGGGCCAUCACUACCACAGUUGCCACAUAUUCCCCCAAAGAACAUCGCUCAAGUCAAGGAAGCAUCUCGCCUUUGGAGUCCUCAGAAUGCCACCCUGAGCUCCCUAUUGGUUCACCUGAACAGUCACCUGAGAUCGAGCAUCAGCCUGGUUUGAGUGCAGUCCUUGAGGUGAACGGUGAUCUAUUGGAGCCAAAGGACCCGGGGCCUGCUGAGGUGUCUCCUUUGAGUGAUGUGUGUGUGCCACCUGUGGAUAGAGAGCCAGAAGGUACAUAUCCUCUCAUGGCUGUAGAGUCUCUGCACAGGCCUGCGGCGGAACAAGAGUGGAGUGGAUGUAGUGGACAUCCAUCAGAAAUCCCUCCGGAAGGUAACCAACUGGAGGAAGCCAGGGCACCCGAGAUGCCAGCAGAUGAGGGGUAGUUUUGUGAACGUGUGGGAUUUGACCACUUCAUUCUGCUGAGGGCAACACAUUUUGUCGACUACCAGAAGAAGAAAUAAGAGGUGGAGGACAUUUUGUUUUUCCUGUGAUUGUGUUCAUCAAAAAAGUUUUAAAUCCUGGUGUUGGUGUUUUAGUCCCUUAACAACUUGUCAUUUACUUUGGCAUAGACAAAACAUUUUUUUUUCUUCUUUGUUAUCCAAGUGCCUGUGAAGCUCAGAUAUGAUGCCACACAUUUUUCCUAUGACUUAUGAAUGCUCCAACCUGUUUGUUUAGAUGUUUAUUAAAAUAGAAAAGGCA